CAUACCUAUCAGCAGAAUUAUUCUUCGCAUGGUUGAACCGUGAUGAAGAAUACUUUAUGUAGUUAUAAGGCAAUAGAGAUCUAAUAAAUAAUUAUGGAAAAAUUGGAUGUGUGAUAAUAUUAACACGUUAUUUUAACUAUGGAGUUAGUCGGUACUUUUAUUGUUUUAUAGAAGCAUUUUUGAAAAUACAGUGUAUAUGUUUUAAGAGGCUAGACAAAAUAAAUAUAUGUUAUCAAGUAUUGCUUAACUUCGCCUUCAGCGGUUUCCGAAGUUUAAAAAAAAUUAGAUUGAUAUACUAACACAUGAACAUUUCAUCGGUAAUAAUCUGUUAUUUAUAAUUUAGAUUUAAGAUCGUGAAUACAAAUAUCUUGUCUAAUGCUAACUUGUCAGCUACAAAUAUGUUAAGGCUCGGAAGCAAUGCUGUCCUGAAUACGCCAAUACCACCGGCAGCCUUAUUAAGUUUGAUUAAAAUGAGGUAUGAUCAAUUAGGUCCUGUGUUCCUUGGACCAGGUGCUGUUGAAAAUGAUUUUCCUUUUAAAUUACCUAUUUUGGAUGAAGAUCAGAAAAGUGCCUUAGAAAAAGCUAAAAAGUUUGCUAUUGAACAAAGUAUCAAAGCAGCUUUGGAGAAACAGUCCUUACAGAAACAUCUACAUCCUAGUUACAACGCCAAGCGGGCACAAACUCUGAGUCUUUUAAACCGUAUAUAUGUAGGCUCUAUUAGCUAUGAUUUACGUGAAGAUGCAAUCAAAAGGGUUUUUUCACCUUUUGGACUCGUUCGAUCCGUUAAUCUUAGUUGGGAUUCUCUUAAUCUUAAGCACAAGGGGUUUGCCUUCGUAGAAUUUGAGCAUCCAGAAGCAGCAUUCCUAGCUUCACAAAGCACAAAUAACAUCACUUUGGGAGGUAGGCAGCUAAAAGUCGGUCGACCUAGCAAUUUGUUAAACGCGGAUUCACUUAUUGAGGACCUUAUAAAGGAAAAUGGACUUGAAAAGAAAAUAUAUGUCUCAGGAGUUCAUAAAGAGUUGAAUGAAGAUGACGUAUCUCUUGUGUUUGAAGCAUUUGGAAAAAUAUCAUUAUGCAAACUUAACCCUGAUCCGUCUAAAUUACAAAAGCACCUCGGAUUCGGGUUCAUCGAAUAUGAGUCAGUUCAGUCUGCUUUUGAUGCUAUCGCCAACAUGAAUAUGUUUGACCUUGGGGGACAGUAUCUUCGUGUCUGCAAAGCCAUUUCCCCUCCGGAGGAAAUAAAUAUUUUAUCUAAGAUACCUUCUGCUGCCGCGAUAGCUGCUGCUUCAGUUACAGCUAAACUUAAUGCUAUGGAGGCGGAAAACGCCAGAAACAAGACAACACCAUCCACAAAUCCAUCAGAAAAGUUAAAUACACAUGGUACACAGGAUAUAAGUGAAGUUUCUGAUUCCUUUACUACAAAAGCUAAAGACGACGAUGAAGUUGCACUCGAUAGUCAAGAGAAUUUGUUCAUCAAAGGAAAAGAAGCUCGAAAAGUAAUGAUGCAAAAGUUGUCUCGUGUUCCGCAAAAUGUUAUGUUGCUAAGAAAUAUGGUUGAACCAGGAGAGUGUGACGAAGAUUUAGAACUGGAAGUUACUGAAGAAUGCUCUAGUUAUGGAUCAGUAGAGAAAGUUUCAAUACAUCAAGAACGCAGUAAAACUGGAGAGUUCACUGUCAAGAUAUUUGUUGUAUUCAGUGAUUUAGAGUCAACAAAUAGAGCUAUUACAGCAUUGAAUGGACGAUAUUUUGCUGGUCGUAAAGUACAUGCAGAACUAUAUGAUAUAGAGAAGUUUAUAGGCAAUGACUUUACAGGUUAACUAUUUUAAAUGUAAUAGUUUGUGUAAUUAUGACGUUUUAUUUUUAUAUACCCUUACAACAACUUUUUAUUUUGUUCUUCGAAAUGAUAUUUUUUGACUUUUAUCAAAUAAUUUUUUGGUUGUAAACCCUUCAAUGAAGAAGAUUUUGUAAGGCGAUAAUGUAUCCAUGAAAAUUCAUAUCUUUUCUAACUUAUAGGUUUCUAGCGCCUUUUUUCUCGAAAAUCCAAAUAUUUUAACUUCAUUUUUAAUAUCACUGUUUUAUAGUACCACUUUUUUUGUUGUAACAAAGCAUUUUUAUUUAUCAUUUUGUGGAAGACAGAUUUCCUGAUAUAAAAAAUUAUUUUAAAAUAGUGGAUAAAUUAUCUUCUUUUGAGCAUUAAUUAUUUAAAAGUUACAGUGUGUUUCUUCACAACGAUUCCAGUGUGUAAGAAAUUUCGAUCGUACUUAUUGUUAUGAUGAAGUCACAGUAAAUGUCAACUGUACAACUAACUCUACGAUAUAAUAAAUAUUUAUC
This is a messenger RNA of Trichobilharzia szidati, 2331 nucleotides long. NCBI's taxonomy places the organism in Eukaryota, Metazoa, Platyhelminthes, Trematoda, Strigeidida, Schistosomatidae. The record is from the annotation of a GenBank genome assembly.